AUGGUUGGACAGGACGUAUGUUAUAUGUGUGGACAGGCUGGCCAUAUGAAGAAGGAUUAUCUGAGGAAUCAGACAGCGCUUCCAGCACCCCUAGCUCAGGAGGUAACUUGCUUCAAGUGUGGACAGCGAGGGCACAAGGAAAAUGUUUGCACACGUCCACCGCAGUACGGAGGACAGAGGGCAGGAGGUCAGGGCCCGAGGGGUAAUCAAAGGCCACCAGCUAGGGGACCAGUGGCAGUCCAGGCACCCACACCACUUCUACCAGCAGCUCAGCACCCACCUAUGGCAGAGAGACCCCAUGUUCAGGGUAGAGUAUAUGCUCUCACAUCAGCUGAGGCCGAGCAGGGUAGUGGGACGAUCCAAGGUAUUCUAUCUCUCUAUGAUCAUGAUGUUCGAGUGCUUUUUGAUACAGGAGCUACACAUUCUUUUCUUGCACCGCAUGCUAUGUGUUAUAUUCCACAUUCUUGGAUCGCGUUGCCAUAUCAUUUGAUUGUGUCUACCCCUGGGGAUAGAGUCAUGGUGGGGCGGGAGAAAUUUGAAAAUUGUGAGAUAGGAGUGCAUGAUAGGAAGUUAUUGGGUGAUUUGAUCAUUCUUGAUAUUAGUGACUUUGAUUUGAUCCUUGGUAUGGAUUGGUUAUCUCGACAUUAUGCUAAAGUUGACUGUCGUAAGAAGACUAUUUCUUUCGAGAUACCUCUACAGCCGGUCCUUAUAUAUAGAGGCGUCAAGCCUGUAUCUACAAUACCCAUGAUCUCUGUGAUGAAAGUAGAGAAGCUAUUACGGGAUGGUUGUGAGGCCUACCUAGCUUUUGUGACUACUGAUGAAUGGAGCAAGAAGGAUUUGACCAAGGUGCCAGUAGCUCGAGAUUUUGCCGAUGUCUUUCCUUUGGAGAUUCGGAAUGGAAAUAUUAGCAUGUAA
This is a messenger RNA of Diospyros lotus (date-plum), 915 nucleotides long. RefSeq lists its product as uncharacterized. Lineage: Eukaryota; Viridiplantae; Streptophyta; Magnoliopsida; Ericales; Ebenaceae. The record is from RefSeq and is a predicted model, not a curated record. Gene Ontology annotation, molecular function: nucleic acid binding; aspartic-type endopeptidase activity; zinc ion binding. The transcript has a single exon. Gene Ontology annotation, biological process: proteolysis. The coding region runs from base 1 to 915 and encodes 304 amino acids.